Messenger RNA from Heterocephalus glaber (naked mole-rat), 2149 nucleotides. It is a transcript of the gene C1qtnf2, whose product is annotated as C1q and TNF related 2. Gene Ontology annotation, molecular function: protein binding. The record is from RefSeq and is a predicted model, not a curated record. NCBI's taxonomy places the organism in Eukaryota, Metazoa, Chordata, Mammalia, Rodentia, Bathyergidae.
ACCACACACCCUCAGACCCACAGCAAGAUAUGCAUACAAGGACCCCCAGAGAUGUCUCUCAGGACACACGCAUUGUCGCAAAGGCAUGGAUGUAACACUCACUCUCCUGCAUGAAACCUUGGAAUACACUGACAAGCUCUACACACAGAGAUGCAGGGACACACCCACACUGUCACCAGCCCAGCAAGCUUUCUCCAGACCCAUGCAAAAUAGCCAGCACAGAGCUGUGGGCCAGCCCACGUGACUGGGAAGGCUCUGGCCCAUGACAGGAUGGGAAAACUAUGCCUGGGGCCAGCGUAGGGCUGCAGCUGCACCCCAGCCACAGGAGGCGGGGACGCAAGAACCACAGAGCGCUUCCUCCAUUGGUCCGGACACCCCUGGAUGUGGCUGGGCACUGAAGGCGACCACGAUGAUCCCCUGGGUGCUCCUGGCCUGUGCCCUCCCCUGCGCCGCUGACCCGAUGCUUGCUGCCUUCACUCUCAGAGACUUCCAGAAGGGCUCCCCUCAACUGGUCUGCAGCCUGCCUGGCCCCCAGGGCCCCCCAGGCCCCCCAGGAGCCCCAGGGCCCUCAGGAAUGGUGGGAAGGAUGGGCUUUCCUGGCAAAGACGGCCAGGAUGGCCAGGACGGGGACCGGGGUGAGAGCGGCGAGGAAGGUCCACCUGGCCGGACAGGUAACCGGGGAAAGCAAGGACCAAAGGGCAAAGCUGGGGCCAUUGGGCUGGCUGGCCCUCGUGGUCCCAAGGGGGUCAUUGGGAUCCCUGGGAAGCAUGGCACGCCAGGCAAGAAGGGGCCCAAGGGCAAGAAGGGGGAUCCAGGCCUGCCGGGCCCCUGCAGCUGUGGCAGUGCCCGGGCCAAGUCAGCUUUCUCAGUGGCGGUGACCAAAAGCUACCCGAGGGAGAGAAUGCCCAUCAAGUUUGACAAGAUCCUGAUGAACGAGGGCGGCCACUACAACUCAUCUAGCGGCAAGUUCAUCUGUGGCGUGCCCGGGGUCUACUACUUCACCUACGACAUCACACUGGCCAACAAGCACCUGGCCAUCGGCCUCGUGCACAACGGCCAGUACCGCAUCCGGACCUUUGACGCCAACACCGGCAACCACGAUGUGGCCUCAGGCUCCACCAUCCUGGCCCUCAAGCAGGGUGACGAGGUCUGGCUGCAGAUCUUCUACUCGGAGCAGAAUGGGCUCUUCUAUGACCCCUACUGGACCGACAGCCUCUUCACAGGCUUCCUCAUCUAUGCCGACCAGGACAACCCCAACGAGCUAUAGACUGGCCCCGGGGGCCCUCCGAGCAGGGACCAGGCUUCUGGACUUGUGCUUACAGAGCAAGACCCCCAAACUGUGGCUGGGGCAGAGAGUCUCAGAGGCUUCCAUCCUCAGGCUGACCUCCUUUGCUGCUUUAAAUUUUUUUCCAUCAUUAAAUCCAAGUGUUUUUAUUCAUCUGUUUAUCUGUCCACUCAGUGUCUGCCGAAUAGCAAGCACUGGCUACACCUAUCUGCAAGUGACAGCGGUGGGCAAGAUGGGAGACAGUUUACAAAUAAGCAGCCAGCACAGUGCCAGGGUAGAAUGGACGUGCCAUGGUUGAGAGUAGUAGAAAUAACAAGAGACAGGGAAGAGACUGACAUUUUUCUAAGGGUUCAUCUUUUUAAGUUUAUCUAUAUAGAGUCCACAAUUUUAAGUAGAAAGCUUAAUGAAUGUGUAUUUAAGUGCACACCUUGUAACCACCCCAUAGAUCAAGCAUCAGCCUCUGCCUUCCUCUCCAAACGUGCUCAGGCUCCUCCAAGUCCUUACAUGUGCUCCUGCACUUACACUCAGGUUACAUCCUGAAAAACCCACUGUAAGCUGAACAGGCCACAAGCCAAACACACACAGCCUACAGAGAGUCCAUCAUACCUUAGCAACACAACACACCCUAGAGUAUAAAUUGUUCACCCUCUGCCACUGUACAGCUUAGAUUGAAAAGGUUGAAAUUCAAAAGACAGUUUCAGGCCCGGGAUUUAGCUCAGUGGUUUCACAGCCUGCUGCGCAAGGACCCAAGUUCAAUCCCCGGUACCAAAAAAAAAAAAAAAAAAAACAGUUGCUACUGAAUGCAUACUGCUUUUUGUCAGUACCGGGAAUCAAACUCGGGACCUUGGACUUGGCAGACAGGUA